AUGGCGUCGUCCAAGCUGCAGCUGCCGGCUGACGACAGCGUCCUCCUGCUCGUCACCCACUCCAAUCUCUCCACCUUCGCUGCGGACAUCCGCGUCUCGCAACAGACCACCGUCGAGGCGCUCAAGGACAAGCUCUGGCGCAAGACCGGCACCGCCGUCGCCUCCAUGCGUCUCCAGCUCCGCGACGACACCGGCGCCAAGAUCGCCGACCUCGAUGACGACGCCGCGCCCCUCGCGGCCUACGCCCCCUACAACGGCUACCGGAUCCAUGUUGUUGAUCUCGAUCCUUCCUCACUCGCCUCGGGUGGCUGGUUGGAAGACACUUCCCUUGUCGACAAGUACAAAAUGUCCGAUGAAGCAUACGAUAAGCUCGACACAAUCAGAAAAGCAUAUGGAGGAUCUGUGCUCCAAAAUCAAGCAAGUGAUCUAACAAAUGUGUCACAAGUGGGAGAUAGAUGUGAAGUCGAGCCUGGUGCCAAGAGGGGCACUGUAAAAUUUGUUGGUAGAGCUGAAGCCCUUGGACGUGGAUUCUGGGUUGGACUGCAAUAUGAUGAGCCACUUGGAAAACAUGAUGGCAUGUAUGUUGAGUCCUAA
Molecule: messenger RNA, 594 nt
Organism: Miscanthus lutarioriparius
Lineage: Eukaryota; Viridiplantae; Streptophyta; Magnoliopsida; Poales; Poaceae
Source: the annotation of a GenBank genome assembly